AUGGACGCGGACGAUGAACGGACCAGCGAGGCAGUCGCCGCCACAACCGUGGAGAUGACGGCGACGAGCGCUCGUGAAGAACCAUUCGUCAAGGAGGACGAAGCCGCUGAUGUCGAGGAACCUCCUGCCGCGUCCGACGACGACACUGUUGGCAACAAGUCGACCAACGACGAGAUCGCAAGUGCUGCCGACGACCAAGAACACCAAGAAGGGACGAAGCCCAAGAAGAAGGCAUCGAACCGACGAGCCGAGAUUCCCGGAGAGCGACGAAGCGACCGUGCACGUCAAGCUCCUCGUGCGGUGUACACGGCUGCUGAAGAGACAGUGGUCGACGACGUGUUUGUCGUUCCGGAGGGACCUGGAACCAAGCUCCGUGACAUUGACUACCUUGCUGAAAAGGUGUCGAAAUGCGGCAAACGCGACGUCGAGGUGCUCAAGAUUCUGUACUCUGUCAUGUUCAGCCGUCGGUUCUCCCUCGGCAUCAUGAAGGAAGCGAAGCAGCACAUCUUGGACUAUUCCGGGUACGCUCCCAUGGACGACGAAGCGGAGAAAGAAAAGUUGCGGGACGAGUUGGCCAUCAAAUUAUGUCGCGGCACCGUCGGGUUUGUCGACGUGUUGAUGGACUUUCUCCAGAUCGACAGGUCCAAAAAGUCUUUUGUCGACGCUGGCUCCCAAGGCAGCAAGGACGAUAAGGUGGAACGCAUCAUCGACUGGCUCUUCCACCCCACCGCCACCGAAGUGAAAGCGAAAUCCGCCAAGAAAUCGACCAAGAAAACCAAGAGAGCGGGCAAGAAAUCGUCCAAGAAGGAGAAGAAAGCACCUGUGGAAUCGGAAACCACGACGGAUGACGAAGGCGACGACGCUUCUCCAAAGCCCAAGGCGUCGGCAACCUCGAAGAAGCGUAAAGCGACGAAAGGUGACGAUGGCGCACCGACGAAAAAACGCACGACCAAGAAGAAGGUGGCGGCGGCGAAGAAAGCAGUGACCGACGAAGCCGAGACCGAGAGUGAGAACGAAGACUUGUUUGAAGAAGCCGCGCGAAAAGCAGAGGCACGUUGGACGGACCCGUCACCCAGGAAGCAAUCGGUGGCCAAGAAGAAAGCUGCGACAACCACCCCGGCGGCGGCGGCGCUGCCAGAAAACAUUCAAACUCGGUUGAAGCAGAUUGUAACGGAGGGUGACGUCGAGACGCUGACGUUGAAAACGGUCAUGGACACACUCACUACCGAGCUGAACGCGGACGUGAAAACGCACAAGAACGCCAUCAAAGACUUUAUUGCCAACUGCUUGUAAUGUCGAUCCCAUCUUGCCGUUG
Aphanomyces invadans is the source of this 1315-nucleotide messenger RNA. RefSeq lists its product as hypothetical. The record is from RefSeq and is a predicted model, not a curated record. NCBI's taxonomy places the organism in Eukaryota, Oomycota, Saprolegniomycetes, Saprolegniales, Verrucalvaceae. Gene Ontology annotation, molecular function: DNA binding; histone binding. Gene Ontology annotation, biological process: regulation of double-strand break repair; chromatin organization. The coding region runs from base 1 to 1293 and encodes 430 amino acids. The transcript is spliced from 9 exons. Gene Ontology annotation, cellular component: nucleus.